AUGGAAAGCUGUAAUCCGGCUUCGACGCCAAUGGAACCAGGAACAAAACUGUCGAAAUUUGAUGUAGGAGAACGUGUCGAAGCAGGAAGAUAUCGAAGUUUGGUAGGAAGUCUUCGCUAUCUCACAUGUACAAGACCAGAUAUCUCAUUAAGUGUAGGCAUUGUAAGUCGAUUCAUGGAGGAGCCAGUGUAUACACAUUGGAAAACAUUGAAGCGAAUUCUGAGGUACAUCCAAGGAACAGUGUCACUUUGGAUGUUUUACUCGAAUUCAGACAAAUACAAGUUGGUUGGUUACUCUGACAGUGAUUGGUGCGGAGACAUAGACGAUCGAAAAAGCACUUCUGGAUAUGUGUUUUUCAUGGGAAAUACUGCAUUCACUUGGCUUUCUAAAAAGCAGUCAAUAGUAACACUUUCGACAUGUGAAGCAGAAUAUGUAGCAGCAUCCUGGUGUGUUUGUCAUGCAAUAUGGCUCAGAAGAUUGAUGAGUAAAAUGGAGCUAGAACAGAAAGAUGCUACAAUAAUACAAGUUGACAACAGGUCAGCAAUUGAGUUAGCAAAGAAUCCAGUAAACCAUGAAAGGAGCAAACACAUUGACGUUCGUUUUCACUUUAUUCGAGAACACGUGAAGGAAGGAAGUGUCGAAUUGAAGCAUGUAGCAAGUAAGGACCAAGCAACAGACAUUUUCACAAAACCACUAUCAAAAGAAAUCUUCGACAGAGGGAAGAAAUUGAUAGGCAUGAUGAAUAGAAGAAACAUUUAA
Messenger RNA from Lathyrus oleraceus (garden pea), 759 nucleotides. Its product is annotated as secreted RxLR effector protein 161-like. The record is from RefSeq and is a predicted model, not a curated record. The coding region runs from base 1 to 759 and encodes 252 amino acids. Lineage: Eukaryota; Viridiplantae; Streptophyta; Magnoliopsida; Fabales; Fabaceae. The transcript has a single exon.